CCCCUCCCUAUCUCUGUCACCUCCUCCAAUUCCCUACACCCCCUCCUUAUCUCUGUCACCUCCUUCAGUCCCGUAUACAACCUCCCUAUCUCCGUCACCUCCUCCAGAUGAGCAAGAAUAUCUUCUCUCGGAGGGGAGGGAGUCUGUGGAAUUCUUUACCACAGACGGUUUCAAGGGUGGGUCAGUGAUUGCAUAUGUUCAAGGCUGAGACCAAGAGAUUUUUUAAUCAGGAAGGGAAUCGAGUUGGGGGAAAGAGGUAGGGAAGUGGGCUUUGAAGAUCAUUGGAUCAGCCACGAUCCCAUUGAUUGGUGGGUCAGGCUCGAUUGGCCAAAUGGCUCCCAUCUUGCGGUCUGCCCUCUGAAGCGGGCACAGUGUGCAAAGACACAGCGAGCGCUCGUGUCAUCUCCUCGAGGGGCAGCGAGGUUUGGCCGUGGCGAAAGGGAGCCUUGCCCAGCCGGCUUCUGUCUGAUGUGGAAGGCAGGUUUUUUAAGAAUGCGGCUGUGGUAGUUUUAUCUCUAACAAGGUCUUGUGCUUACAGCCCCGUGUUGCCACGAUGACAGCGAAUAGACCGACGAGCAGAGCGGCUCAGUCUAACAUCAUCUGGAGGGUCAGAAUGCUUCCCCUGGUGAACUCGACCUCCCAGGUUCUGCUGACCACCUACUCUGACGUCAAGAGGACUAACUGGCUGACCUCUACACUCUGCAGUGCGGUGGAGACCAGUGCAAGAAUGGCAACAGGACUGGCAGCGAGGAGAGCCAAGCCAUUCCUCGACCUUUUUGAGUCCCAACUUGCGACGGUCAAUACCUUUGCCUCGAAAAGACUGGACAAGUUGGAGGAGGAGUUCCCAAUCCUGCAGCUAUCGAUAGACGAGGUGACCUUCCACCUCAGGGAGUCCUGGACGCUGACCCUGGACCACGCGCAGGAGCGCCUGAGUGAAGAGACGGAGAGGCUGAGGGCAAGGAGUGGUGCCCUGGUGGAGGAGACGCGGAUGGUCAUGGCGGGUCAAGCCGCGGCCUUCCUGACCACCAGAGUGGGCCAACUGAUGGUUGCCAGUGGAGACAGCUGGGUGCGGCUAAUGGAGGAGACACUGGACCGGUACCUACCGGACUACGAGGACAACUGCGGUGAGUGGCUACCCUGACCCUUCUCAAUGCAUUCACGUAGCGCCCCCCCGCAACCCCGCCACUACCCCACGCUGUCAAGGAAACACCUUCGGCAUUUUAGUGGGAGAUGCAACCAGACACAGUCUGACCUCAAGCCAGACAUUGAGGUCAGAGGCUCAGCUUACCCCAGCAACAAGACAGCAAGACGACUGCAUUCGCACAGCUCAGUCCGAAGCGCCCCUCGUCAAUGUUUAUGGUACUGUGCUGUCAUCCUCUAGACACACUCGCUAUCUCUGUCACCUCCUCCAACCCCUACACCCUCUCCCUAUCUCCGUCACACCCUCCAGCGCCUUUCACCCUCUCCUUAUCUGUCACCCCUUCCCUAUCUCUGUCACCCCCUCCA
Chiloscyllium plagiosum (whitespotted bambooshark) is the source of this 1506-nucleotide messenger RNA. The record is from RefSeq and is a predicted model, not a curated record. Lineage: Eukaryota; Metazoa; Chordata; Chondrichthyes; Orectolobiformes; Hemiscylliidae.